This is a messenger RNA of Lymnaea stagnalis (great pond snail), 2521 nucleotides long. Lineage: Eukaryota; Metazoa; Mollusca; Gastropoda; Lymnaeidae. The record is from the annotation of a GenBank genome assembly.
AUAUAUCCCCGAUCAUUUUACAUAUUCAAGUAUUAAACUGUUGGAAGUGAACAUUUCUAAGGUAGACCUUGCCACCACUGCGUUGUAUUAUGGACUUUGUUAUCGAAUUUCAUUUGUUCCCAUUUAAAAUGUUGGCCCAUCCGUAAAAUAUUGGACAAAUAAUGUUGAUUCUGGCAGAUGUGGAGUUUGGGUAUUCACUGAUUUCUUUGCGCACCAAAUCGUGUGUUUUAUUGCGCUCGGUGUGUCUUGUGGGCCAGUUUAGCUAAGGAACGCGUUUGGCGUCAUUAGGCUUGUGACGUGUGACGACGUUUCUGAUUUGUAGCUGUGACGUCUUAAGUCUGUCUUUGGUAUAAGUGCCAUUCGUCUUCCAGUUGGUUUGAGAACAUUGUGGAAGAAGGGUGUGCUAUUUUAUUCCGUUUAUCUAUAGUUAUAACAAGCUGCGUUAUACAUGUCAUUGUGUUUGAUACACUGUAAAACCUGCUAGAGAGUUGUUAUCCGUGUUUGAUUCAUUGUACAGCCUGAUAGAGAGCUGCGUUAAACCUGUUUUUGAUGGACUGUACAGCCUGAUAUAGAAUUGCGUUACACGUGUGUUUGAUUCAUUGCACAGCCUGAUAGAGAUGCGUUACACAUGUAUUGGAUUCAUUAUACAGCUUGAUAGAGAGCAGCGUAAUAAAUGUGUUUGAUUCACUGUACAACUUUACACACACACACACACAUAUAUAUGUAUAUAUAUAUAUAUAUAUAUAUAUAUAUAUAUAUAAAGCUUUUAAUUAGGCGUGUAUUUGAUUGUGUUCUGUACGCUUAUAACAGCCACUAUAAUUUAUAAUCUUAAAAUGUACGCCUCUCUCGCAGGAUCAAUCUCUUCCAGCGUCAAGCGUAACUGAAAGCCUGCAUGAGAUAAUAGUCGUGCAUGAUGACGAAAACCAAGACAAUGAACAAGUAGGUGCCUGUGUCAGCAUCGCAGUUCUUUAGAAAGACUUUGAGAGCUGCUUCACUGACCGAUAAUUGGCAAUUUCCUAAAAAUCGCUAUUUAAAAGUAAAAUAAUUAAACUCAAAGGAAGAUUUCGUCUUUCAUAGAAAAGAACAUCUUCGUAUCCUGGAUUGUUUCGUUAUUUAUCAAUUAUUUAUGUUCGGACUUUUCUCAAAAUAAUUUUCUUUGUUAUUUUUCAUAUUGGACUUUCCACAUGGGACUUUGCAUAAGGUAGUCAUAAUGAAACUGGAUUAGGGGGUCAGUUAGGUUCCCUAAUUAAGUUUCUGGCUGACCUUUCAAAUAAGGGUUUUCAUUUUUAGGUUCAUUGUUUAAAAAAUACUUAAGUACGGUAACUAUUUUUGAACAAAAUGUGGUUUUGUUGUUCAUGUUUUUAACUAUAGCGUGCUACCGGUUUAAAUCUUACUAGAAUAUUAUGUUAGCCUUGAAUGGGAUUAUUUUUAACGAUAUUAUUAAAACGUUAAUCUAAGUAUUUAUGAGUAUUAGUAAUAUUACUUAUUUACUUUAAAAAGAAAGUACAGUCUAAAAUGUUUUUAUAUGUGAUUUCAAUGUUGGACAUCACAAUUUUACCACUCUCCAGCUAAUUUUACAAAGUAUUAACCCUUUCAGGCCCAAUCCCUUCCAAUGCCAAAUAGAACUGAAGCGCCUCCGGAGAUUCCGGAAGUUCAAAGUGCCCAGGACCAGGAGAAUGCAUGUCCACGCUGUAGCUCUGUGGUCACACUUGUGCGUGAAGCUGGUGGACCUUACGAGCCUGGGCGGUGUUUGGCCAUGUAUAGCUCUGUAGAGAACACUGUACUCAAUGUGGGCUAUUUGAGAACUCAGGAGCCCCAAUUCUGUGCCUAUGCCAACAAUUCAAACAAGUAAGUAAACAAAUGAGAUUCUCAGAAAAAGAAAAUAAGCAUGAUUACAAAAUAAGCAUGGCCCCAGUAACAAACACACACAAACACAGAUAUAUAUUGAUCUAGUUUAACAACAAUGUAAAUUAGGUCGUAAAAAACGCUAAACAAUACCAGUAGCAUAAUACAAUGUAAAUUUAGGGCUAGAAUUAUCAAUAUUUUACAGAUACAAGUAAGGAUAUUUAUACAUUGCCUCACUUUGUAAAAUCAUAUUCUGAAUUAAACUAAAUACGUAAGUCCGUAUAAGUUUGAGGUAUCCAUCAUUAACUGAUAGAAUAUUUUCACUUUUUUUUUAGGUCGAAUUUUCGUUUGGCUUGUAUGGUCUACGAAAAAUGGGUAGCUCAGUUUGUUAGAAAACCAAGUCAACUAGAGGUCCCUCAAUGCGUUCAAGGUCGUAUUGGAACAAUGUUUCCUUGUGGAAGGAGAAGGCGACAAAACAGGAGAAUGUAAAAUAACACCGAAAGUGAGGGGUCAGUUAAGGAGAGUAUGAACAACUUCGCCUCAUCCGAGACCUGUCAUUCCAUUGAACCAGACCUAAUGGUGUCCCAGAGGUUGACGUCCAAUCAUCACUUGUCCCUGUCUCAACUAACAAAGUAUUUGUAAAGAAAGAUCCCUCAAAGAUUAAAUGGUGUUAAAG